Chelmon rostratus (copperband butterflyfish) is the source of this 3190-nucleotide messenger RNA. It is a transcript of the gene rrn3, whose product is annotated as RRN3 homolog, RNA polymerase I transcription factor. The transcript has 17 exons. Lineage: Eukaryota; Metazoa; Chordata; Actinopteri; Chaetodontiformes; Chaetodontidae. The coding region runs from base 249 to 2081 and encodes 610 amino acids. Gene Ontology annotation, cellular component: nucleus. Gene Ontology annotation, biological process: transcription initiation at RNA polymerase I promoter. Gene Ontology annotation, molecular function: RNA polymerase I core binding; RNA polymerase I general transcription initiation factor activity. The record is from RefSeq and is a predicted model, not a curated record.
CUUCCUCUUGUGAAAAUGGAGCUCACACAUGGGCUUGGUUAUGUGCUUCAUAGUAGGGCAUUUAUUUUCAAAACAUUGCAUUAGCUUUACAAAAAUCCUUAAUAUUAUACUUAAACUUUCGACUGUUAGUGACCGAAUGAAAAUGAAAGCAUCGUGUCUUUUCCUCUACAACUGGGUCUUUUAGCGUAUGGACAGCUAGCAUUACAAAAACAAGCGUUAACGUGCCUGUUCCAUGAGCACAGUGAAAAAUGGACAUAGACGGUCGGGACUUUUUGAACACUCCACCUAUUAAGACUGUCAGGUUUGGAGGCAGUGUUGCGGAAACGUUAGCUAAACAUAAACAGGGAGACCCCGGUGACUAUGAAUUGCUGAAACAUCAGCUGGCUGAUCCUGAGAUAAAGGAUUCUCAGAUCGUCAGCUGGCUACAAGAAUUUAGGGGUUGUGUGACCCAGCUCACCAAGGACCAUGAACAGCUCAUCUACUCUGUCUUGAGGCUACCGUGGGUAGGCAGAAGCCAGGCUGUGGUGGAAGAGUACAUGGCCUUCCUCAGCAACCUGGUCUCAGCACAAACUGUUUUCCUGUGUUCCUGCCUCAAGAUGGUGGUCUCCUACUUCACUCCCAGGAGAGUGACUAUCCGUGAAGGAGGAGUGGAUAUCUCAGAUUCAGAUGAUGAGGAUGAGAACCUUCCCAGAAACUUCGAUCAGUGUCACCAGGCGUUGCAGCUAAUCACCAGAUACGUCCCAUCCACAAGUCACUUUCUGAUGCCCAUCCUGCAAGAGAAGUUCCCCUUCGUACAGAAAUCCUCCAGAACGCUGGAGUGUUAUGUCCACAACCUCCUGAGGGUGACCGUGUACAUACCGUCAAUUCGACGAGACGUACUGGAGUUGAUCAUUGGAAAGAUGCUCAAACUGGAUGUAAGUGCGUCCCGGUCAGAUAUCGAGGAGGCAGAGGAGAAUGCAAUGCAGGACCAGCGGGCAGAGGAGCGGACUGAGGAGGGACUCUUUGACAUGGAUGAGGACCUGUCAGCAGAUCACCCCUCCAGGAUAGCUGUGACAGCCCACCCAGUGGCUGAGAGGCUGGACGCUCUCAUGGCUGUUCUGAUGGCUUAUGUCAAAGAUGUCUGCCAUGUAGAUGGCUCUCUUCAUGUGGAAAGGACUAAGGAGCUGUACCGUGAUCUGAUGAGUGCGUUUGACAAGCUCAUUCUGCCAACGCAUGCUUCCUGUCAUGUCCAGUACACACUCUUUUACCUCUGCAGCUUCAGACUGGCCUUGGCUGAGGCCUUCCUGGAUCACCUGUGGAAGAUCCUGCAGAGCCCCUCGCAGCCUGCCGUCCUCCGCCAGGCUGCCGCCGGAUACCUGGGGAGUUUCCUGGCCCGAGCCAAGUUCAUCCCUGUGCUCACUGUGCGAGCCUGUCUGGACCUGCUGCUUUCCUGGAUCCACCACUACAUUGACAGCCAGGACAGCAGCGACAGACAGGCCUGCUGUGACAUCAACCUGCACGGGCCCUUCUACACCGCCUGCCAGGCCGUCUUCUACACGCUCAUCUUCAGACACAGAGGCAUGCUGGAGGGCAACAUGAAGAAAGGUCUGGAGUACCUGCAGAGUCUGAACCUGGAGCGGGUGGUGAUGUGUCAGCUGAAUCCCCUCAAAGUCUGCCUACCUUCAGUCACCAGCAUGUUCGCUGCCAUCACCAGGAAGUAUCAGGUGGUGUUCUGCUACACCAUCAUAGAGAGGAACAACCGCUAUGUGCUGCCGGUGAUCCGCAGCUCUGCAGGGGGAGACCGCGUGACCACCAACACCAACCCUCUGGACAGCUUCUUCCCCUUUGACCCCUACCUGCUGAAGAGGUCUGGUCAGCUGAUUGAGCCACUGUUCCAGGUCUGGGAGGAAAUAGCAGACACAGAGCUGCUUCCCACCAAAACAGGCCAACAGGGCUCGAGGGGGGACGAGGAUGACUUCCUGUGUGGAGAGACAACCCAGACCGAGGGCAUCGUGGGAAUGACACCCAGCUCCUACGACUCGAACAUCCGCAGCCCGAGCAGCGUGGGCUCACCCCCCAUCACCUUCCAGAGACCGUUCUAACCCCUCAUCACGGUCUGUCCCGUUCUCACGGUUUUGACACAAACUCACUGCUCUGUGAGUCCAGACGUUUCUGAGGACCAGAUGUCCCUCUGGAAAGAGGGUGGGACAGAGCAGACGGAGAGCUGCCACACAUGGACAGGAAACACAGACUGAAGAACACAUGAGCAGCAGGUCCUGCAGCUCAGGCCAGAGAAUGUGGGGGGGUGGAGACUGUGAUGGUGCUGAUGGUAAAUGCAGUCACAAAAUGUUGUUGCAGCCUAUCAUGAUUUUACAGUUUAAAUUUAAGUUAAUCAGCACAAAGCACAACCUGUUGCUGAUUGUUGCUAGAAUGGAUUUAAUGUGUAAGUCUGUCUUUAAACAAUACUCACAUGUACUCUGACAGCACACUCGCCCUCAGCAGUCUGAGUUAGAUGCAUCAAAUUGGUAUCUUACAAAUUUCUGUCUUGUGUUUCUUCGCUGCGUUGCUUUCAAGGAACUUAAUGAACUGUGGGAGUUUCCUCCUAACAGACCACCUUGGGAAGAAACUCAUGUCUUUCUGAGGCUGCUGAAGCUUCAUGUUAGCCUCGGCUGGUGUGUUUUCACAGAACCAGGACUGUGGAUUUUGUGUGCACUCACUUUGCUGCCAGUACGGACAGUAGAGGGACCAGCAGUGUAUUUUCAGUGCACAUGUGAAUAUUGUCAGACAGACUAUCAUUUAGAACAUGGGGUAUUAUGUUUUCCAAUUCCUUCUAAUAAGUGUUUUAAGUUAGGCUACCUCUUGUAAUUAUUUAUGUUUAUUCUGUGUUCCUCUAUGUUUCUGUGCUGUGCUUCUCUACAACAUCAGGCUCAUGAAUACAUUCAAUCCCUUCUCUUCUGUUUGAUGCAAACAGAAUAACGCAGUCAUUCACUGCAGUUGGAGAUCUCUCCAACUGGAAUAAUCUCGCCAUCAGCACACCUUGUCUGAGAUCAGUCAUGUAGCACAGAAACCCUGAGAGUCUUGUAUUCUGCACCAGACUGUAGGCUGUCCCGGCACACGUUUCUUGUUUUAGGUCAUGUUUCACUACCGUUAGUAGUAGAAAUAAAAUGCAAUGUAAUGUAAUGAAACUGCAAUAAACACCACAUUGAAUCCA